UGCCAUCGAAAAAAACAACAACACAAGUAACAACAACGAGCGUGGGCAGCCGAAAAUUGAAAUGUGCGCGAGCGAGAGAGAUGGAUGAUUUUAUGAAUGAAAUUAAAAACGAAGAUCGCUAAUGCAACGGUAAAUGGUAAACUCCCCGAGCCGAAGUUGUCACGAAGGUGGGACGGUGGACGAAAGGGACGAGAGGAGAGUCGCUCUCGCACGAAGGAGAAAUUCAAAAGCACGAUGGCGAAAAACGGUACCGUAGAAAACUCCUGCCGAAAUCUCUCUCUGUGCUCUCAUUUCGCUUGCACACGUUCGACGCGUCGGUUGGCAGUCAAGUUUUGCGCGCUCUUUUUUUUGUACUUUUAAGCUCGCCACGCAUAAACAAUAAUAAAAUAAAAUUUAUUAAAAAAUACUAAGAUAAAUAUAUAAAAAGUUGAUAACAAAAGAGAAAGGUGGCAAGCUGAAAACCGAAAAGAACUUUGCAUUUAACAAACAACAACAAAUAAUAAGUAGACUAUAACGGGACACUGCCAAAAGAAGAAUACGAAUAAAAUAGAACACAAACUAAAACCAACGGGAAGCAAACAAAAUCAAGAAGAGGCAUCUCUGAACAUAUCGAAACAAUCAAAAUAGAUAUCGAAAUCCAAAUCGAAUCAAAAAUUCAAAAAAAUCCAAAAUGAACUCGAAACACAGUUCGCUGGAGGAGAAAGUGAAACUGCCGCCUACGGAGACAAUAAGCCGCUGCUACCAGCCGCAGCAGAGCAACCGCAAGGUCAUCCGCAUCCUGACCGUCGCCGUCUAUGUCCUCUGCGUUUCGCUGGCGGCCAUCAUGCUCUCCCUGUACUACAUCUUCAUCUGGGACCCCACCAUCCGGCCCUUUGUCACCAAGGCCACGCAUUGCGGUAAGGCGGGUAAUCAGCCGGGUGAGACCCGCAUUCCACAACUACUCAUCCAGGACAUUAACUACUCUAUCAAAAAUCGGUGACCGAUGACCAGUUGGUAACCAGUAAGCAGUAACCAGUGACCAGUAACUAAAAGCCCAAAACCAGUGACCAAACCAAAAACCAAUCACAGGGCGGACAAUUUGCGGUCAGCGGUCAAUCUGGGACAAAGGCUACGAAUCUAGGCUACGAGAGUUAAGAGCUUCUGGUGGUCGUGGUGGGGGAAGUGGGUUUGGGGCUGGUGGUUGGGCUGCCCAUUAGCCGUAAGCCAUUUUCGAUGGGCUUGGGUGGCUGGCAGGACAGCGAUGAACCCUUUUGUCAGCUGCAAAAUAAAGUGCUUUUAGAGUAAAGUGCACACUGGGGACAGAGCCAAACUAAUUGGCAUUUCGUUUUCAAAAGUUGAAAGAUAGCAAAUUGGGAUUUAUUGGAAAAUAAUCAACGUUUUUGAAAUCAAAUUAUGCACUUAGUUAUACCACAAAGCUAUGUACAAUGUACAUAUAUCAUUAACAUUAAUAAUGCACUUUUCAUCAUAGCUUAUAAAAGAGUAGAACAAAUGACUAAGGACUUAGUUCUUGGAUCAUAGUUUACAACGAUAAAAGUUGCUUUUCAAAUACUCAAAAAAUCUCUAAUAAUUAAAAAUUAUUUAAGAAGGUGUCAAUACGUAUGCUUUGAAUAAUUUAACUAAGGAUAUUCUUAGCGGUGUUAUAUAAAAACCAAAGUCACUUUUAAAGCAAAAGUACCCAAAUUUCUUGGCAACAUAUCUGAAUUGGCAAACUGUUUUCGGGAAGGACGUAAAAAAGACGCCCACAUUGUUCCACUAGCUUCGGGUUCAGCUCGUUCCGCCGACAUCCUUCCUCUGAUUCUUGCCUUUUUGUUCAGUUUUGCAAAUCAACUCCAAAUUAGGUCAAUGGGGUGUCAUGCACACGAAUACACCCGAACCACCCAGUCCACUUAAUCCACCCAGCCACCCACCGCCCCAAACACGCUGGGGUGCAGUUUUCCUCGCUGUAUUUUCCAUUUGCAGUUUGCAGUUCAAUAAAUCUAAUUUGAUGCAAUUAAAUGCAGAAUCUGGGAGCUUAAUGAAAGUUAUACGGCAUAAGAGCAAGCAAAUUCGAAUUUAUGACAGCGAGGAUACACUUUGCCAGAGCAAAAUGUAAGGCAAUAUGCUAAGUGUCUGCUUUCAAAGUAUCUUGCCUCUUGGAAGGCGGCGUUUCAUUCCAAUGCUUCUUUUUGAAAUUUGAUAAAACGCCUGCAUAACAAGGCACAAAUUCCUACAAGGACGUCUAGAACUGGGAAAAACUGCGGCUUGAAACAUGAGCUUACAAGGGCGAAUAGAAUUAUAAUAGCUUGUGCAAGUAGUAUAAAUAUUUAAGGCUUUAAUAGAGGUACUGACUCGCUAAUGAUUUGAAAUUGUAAAGGUUAUCAUUAAGGUUAUAUUAUAAGGUUAUAAUCACGUAUGUACAUUUUUAAAAUUGAUAUUAAAUAUUGAUGGGUGUUUCAGAAAUCGUCUGUAUUUGUUCAAUCUAAUUAUAUAAAGUUGUUAAGCUGUAUUUACAGUUGCAAAAAAAAUAAUAGCAAAUAGCAUAUUGGUCACAACAUUGAAAUUAUGUUUUUAGUUCUUUUCAUUUCAAAUAAGGCAGUUUAAUUUAUUAAAGAUAUUAAAUAAUUUCUAGACAUUGAGGGACAUUUUCUACCUACACUGAAAAAAAAUCUUUGAAAAAUUCCGAAAUCUAGAGCAAAUACGAUUUCCAUAUCCAUACGUUCCUUAGUAUUAAUACAAAAAUUUGCAACACUGAACAAAAUAAAAAAAUUGAAAAUCGUUUGUAAAAAAAGAAAUAGGUUUUUUUAUAAUCGGCAGCGUUACCUAAGGUAACCCUUUCUGUAACUAAAGUAUUUUGAAGUUUUAAAUUUAGAUGAUUCUGUGAAAAUUGUACUCGUUCGAUAAUUGCGCAACAAAAUCAAUAGGUUUCUUGAGCAUUUAUUAAGUUUCAAUAUUGUAAUACACUGCUAUGAAGUCAGUCAUAAAAAGUUUUGAAAAAAUUCAAAAAGAAACAACGCAAUCACAAACAAUCAAAACAAUUGUUAAGACUAAACAUUUCUUG
Molecule: messenger RNA, 3037 nt
Organism: Drosophila subpulchrella
Lineage: Eukaryota; Metazoa; Arthropoda; Insecta; Diptera; Drosophilidae
Product: putative transmembrane protein INAFM2
Exons: 1
Coding region: 671-979 (102 amino acids)
Source: RefSeq, a predicted model, not a curated record